This is a messenger RNA of Fraxinus pennsylvanica, 1230 nucleotides long. Lineage: Eukaryota; Viridiplantae; Streptophyta; Magnoliopsida; Lamiales; Oleaceae. The record is from the annotation of a GenBank genome assembly.
AUGGAGUACGUCUCGCCAGAGUACGACCUGGAGUACAGGCACGUGGACGACGACGCCUGGUACACGGUGAAGGUGGUAGUGGCGGAAGGUGGCGAGACACUGACGGUGAAGUACGAAGGCUUUCUGGAUUCAUCGGACACCAUUUUCCAAACCGACCAAUUCGAGACGGCGGAAGACGUGGACGAAGCGAUGAACAGAUUCCGUCCACUUUCACGGCAACUGCAGGAUGAGGAGUGCGAUAAAGUCACAGAGGGUAUGAUUGUCUGCUCCUCCUACUCCUUGGACCAAAAAGACCUUCGCUACUUCGACGCCAUGGUUGAGGCGGUGCACCGUGAUAAACAUUCAUUUGCAAGUACUGAAGAGGAGUGUCUUUGCUCAUUUGUCUUGUUAUGGCAACAUGGUCCAAAUUUGGGAAUCCUGACAUUGGCAGGCAUUGCAAGCAUAUGCCUUCUUCAACAGACGACUCAAGUUGAUCCCAGAAUUUUGCGUUUCUCCAUAGUGGCAAAGGAAAGAAUUGGAAACAAGCUUGCCAAAUAUACUGAAAUACCCCAGAAUGAUGUUGCGGUAUCUAUAGGGCCAUUGCACGGUGAAGAAAAUAGUCUAUAUGUCAAACUUAAACCUGGGUUUCUGGUUAUGGGGACUACUGGCAAGUGUUAUGGGAGGAUCAGCAAAGCUCAUUCAGAUCAUCUUCAUGAUGAAGACAUGGGAAGGGACUUUAUUCAUGUGAAUGAGUUUGCUGAAACUGGCAUUCAGCAUUUUCUAUUGAUUGAUAACAUGGAAAAAGAUUUGUCCGCAUCGACAAUUAGUGAAUUCAUAUAUAAGCAAACUUCAGUUUCAUCACAAGCCUAUGUUUUCCCAAGCCGAUCAGCCGAACUAUUUGCAAGGGGAGCCAUUGUGUCGGAAUGCAAAAUGGAAAUUGAGAAGAUACAUGACUCGCUUAACAAUUCUGAUCAAUUGAUCGUGUCAGCAAAGGGAAGACCAUGGGUCAUUACAGAAAAUGCUUUAAGGAGUGGAACGCUUAAAGCAAUGCUUGGCAGUUUGGUUCCCAAAUCUCAGGAUACUUGUAAGAAUACGGACAUCGACAAGGAACUAACAGUGGUUCAUUCGGGAACUGAAGCAUACAGGAAAGCUAAGCAGUUGAUGUCUUUAUUUUUGGACUUUGAACAACAUAAACGAGGACUUCAAAAGAGGUUGGCUUAUGAAGAGAUGAGGAUCUUGGAGUCGUCUUAA